GUGUUUAUCUCUCUGAGCUUAAAACCGUGUUCUCCACAUGCUUUCUUUCUCCUAUUCAGCGUUACAUCUUCUUCCUCAUCCCUUUAGCCUUUCUCCUUCUAAUAACUAAUUUUAUAACAAAAACCAUUACUUUAUCCUUUUUUUCACGCACCCAAAAUUGGCACACCCCUUUCUUCAUAACCACAUAUAAAAACCUCUCCUCACAUCCUUGCUCAUCACCCUGUAUGCACACGAUGAAGAUUUUCAACCCCUCUAAAUGCUUUCUUCAGAAUGUCGUGUGUCCAUUCGACACAAUCUUCCUCAAAAAAAAUGGAUCUGGUUCUUUCACCGUGAGUUAGCUUAAAGCUUCUUUCAAAACCCCCAAUCCCCCAUCCAAUUCAAUUCAAUUCAAUUCAUUUCUUGCCCCCACUUCCACAUGGAUCCACAACACAAAACCAACAACAGGAACAUCCUGUUCAACAAGUACGAGAUUGGCAAGCUCCUAGGACAGGGAAACUUCUCUAAGGUUUACCAUGGUCGAAACCUCAUCACCAACGAGAGCGUUGCCAUCAAGAUCAUCAAGAAAGAGAGGCUGAAGAAAGAGACCAUGAUGAAGCAAAUCAAGCGCGAGGUUUCUGUUAUGGGCCUCGUUCGCCACCCCCACAUCGUGGAGCUCAGGGAAGUCAUGGCCACCAAGGCCAAAAUCUUCAUGGUUGUCGAAUACGUCAAAGGUGGCGAACUCUUCGCGAAGGUAACGAAGGGGAAGAUGAGGGAAGACGAAGCAAGAAAGUACUUCCAACAACUCAUCAGCGCCGUCGAUUUCUGCCACAGCCGCGGCGUCACGCACCGUGAUUUGAAGCCCGAGAAUUUGCUCUUGGACGAGAACGAAGACCUUAAAGUCUCCGACUUUGGAUUGUCGGCGUUGCCGGAUCAGCGCAGAUCCGACGGAAUGCUCGUGACGCCGUGCGGAACGCCGGCGUAUGUUGCGCCGGAGGUGCUGAAGAAGAUAGGGUAUGAUGGGUCGAAGGCUGAUAUAUGGUCGUGUGGUGUUAUCCUCUAUGCUUUGCUUUCUGGGUAUUUGCCUUUUCAAGGUGAGAAUGUGAUGAGGAUUUAUAGAAAAUCAUUCAAAGCUGAUUAUGCAUUCCCCGAUUGGAUUUCGACUGGUGCUAAGAAUUUGAUUUCGAAAUUGCUCGUUGUUGAUCCUGAGAAGAGGUAUUCCAUCCCUGAUAUCAUGAAGGAUCCUUGGUUUCAAAUUGGGUUCAUGAGACCCAUUGCUUUUUCAAUGAAGGAAACAGCUGUGGAAGAUAACAUUGAUUUCAACGAGGAUGAUGAUAAUCAUAACAAUAGUCUUAAUAUUCUUGAUGAAUUGGUGGGGGAAAACCCAGUUCGUCCCUCUUACAAUGCAUUCGAGAUUAUAUCUUCCUUGUCUCAUGGGUUUGAUCUUAGGAAUUUGUUUGAGACGAGGAAGAGAUCCCCUUCUAUGUUCAUUUCCAAGUUUUCAGGUUCUGCUGUGUUGGCGAAGCUUGAGACGGUGGCGAAGAAGCUGAAUUUUAGGAUAACGGGGAAGAAAGAUUUCACGGUGAGAAUGCAGGGGGCUAAAGAGGGAAGGAAGGGGAAACUGGCUAUGACGGUGGAGGUGUUUGAGGUGGCGCCGGAGGUGGCGGUGGUGGAAUUCUCAAAGUCCGCCGGAGACACGCUUGAAUACAUAAAGUUCUGUGAGGACCAAGUCAGACCUUCCCUUAAAGACAUCGUCUGGACUUGGCAGGGUGAUUCUCAUCGCCAUCAUCAGUAGCUGCUGCACUGCAAUGUGAUUCUAUUAAAAAUAAUAGAAAAUUAACAAGUAGUUUCAAUUAUUGUUAUUGUUAUUAUUAUUAUUAUUACUAUUCAUUUAGAUUAAGAUUACCGUGUUUAUAACUAUGUCAUAGUUGCAGUUUGUGAUGGCAUAAGGAGAAUAAUGAGUAACAGAGUAAUUUAUCAUUCUUACUUCCUUGUUCAUUUGAGUUUUUGUUGCAUCUUGAGUUGGGUCCCUUUUAUGUUGUUAACAACUUAACAUGGUUGUUGAAUCGAAAUACUUAUUUAACUG
Messenger RNA from Gastrolobium bilobum, 2062 nucleotides. RefSeq names its product CBL-interacting serine/threonine-protein kinase 5-like. The record is from RefSeq and is a predicted model, not a curated record. The transcript has a single exon. Bases 416 to 1771 code for a protein of 451 amino acids. NCBI's taxonomy places the organism in Eukaryota, Viridiplantae, Streptophyta, Magnoliopsida, Fabales, Fabaceae. Gene Ontology annotation, molecular function: protein kinase activity; ATP binding. Gene Ontology annotation, biological process: signal transduction; protein phosphorylation.